This is a messenger RNA of Chenopodium quinoa (quinoa), 4732 nucleotides long. RefSeq names its product kinesin-like protein KIN-12B. Bases 546 to 4514 code for a protein of 1322 amino acids. Gene Ontology annotation, biological process: microtubule-based movement. Lineage: Eukaryota; Viridiplantae; Streptophyta; Magnoliopsida; Caryophyllales; Amaranthaceae. The record is from RefSeq and is a predicted model, not a curated record. The transcript has 15 exons. Gene Ontology annotation, molecular function: microtubule motor activity; ATP binding; microtubule binding.
AACUUAAAAUGAACAUUAAUUACACCGAUUGACGCGUGAUUUUGUCAUACAUUUCUAAAUUAAUACCACUUUAGUUAAUAUUUUAAAUGCUUAUUCAACGUCCCGAUGGCGUUCGCUAGUAAACCUAUUCGUAAUUAUGAAAAUAAUAAUUUGAUAUAACAAUGUAAAAUAUUAAUGUUGCAAUUAAUCUUUCGAAUAAUAUUUGUAGUAUGUGGGUCAAUGCCCAAUUGGUGUAGCCGCUAUUACAGUACACAAAACGGGCCAAUUCUAACGGUUGUUGAUGUUCAAUUGUUCACCUCCCAAAAUUAAAAAUAAUUCAAUAAACGCUCCCUCAGAUCCAAUACUCUCUACGCUUUUCAAAAAAAAAAAAGUCAAUAAAAUCCAAAAACAUUUCUUUCUCCAAUAAUUUCAAAUCCUCCUUUCAACGGCUACUUUUCACGUUUUCCCCCCUUUUCCUCUCUUUCUCUCUCCUCCAAACUCUCUUCACUCUUCUUCUUCAUCUUCUUCUUCUUCUUUCUCUCUCCAGAAAUCUGCAGAAUUCAACAAUGAAGCACUUCAUGCUCCCCAAAUCAAUUUCCCCAUUAUCGGAGCUUUCCACUCCUACAAACCCUAACCCUAACAAUUCAAACCCUAAUUCACAAAAAUCGAAAUCUUCUGGGCAUCAUCGGAAGCAAAAAUGCCCUCCUAGAGAUAAAGAGAAUUCCGAUCCUUGCGAUGUUAUCGCCGGAAAACCCUCUCCGGCGGGGAAGUUGAAGAGCCCUCUUCCGCCGCGACCGCCGCCUUCUGCUAACCCUCUUAAGCGUAAGCUUAGUAACGACGCCGUUUUCGAUGUUGCUGGACCUUGUUCUUCGUCUUUGAUUGAUUCUGGCGUUAAGGUGGUAGUGCGAAUGCGGCCAUUGAACAAGGACGAGAGAGAUGGGGAAAUGAUAGUUAAGAAAGUCUCAAAUGAUUCGUUGACAAUCAAUGACCAUACCUUCACUUUUGACUCUGUGGCUGAUAUGGAGGCAACCCAGCUCGACAUUUUCCAGCUUGUGGGAGCUCCUCUUGUUGAGAACUGUCUUGCUGGGUUCAACAGCUCUGUGUUUGCUUACGGACAGACGGGCAGUGGAAAAACUUAUACUAUGUGGGGACCUUCCAAUGCUUUGCUGGAAGACAACCUAGCAAAUGAGCAACAGGGAUUAACACCUCGUGUGUUUGAACGGCUUUUUGCUCGGAUAAAUGAGGAACAAAUUAAGCAUUCAGACAAACAGCUUACAUAUCAGUGUCGUUGUUCUUUUCUUGAGAUUUACAAUGAACAAAUUACUGAUCUGCUGGAUCCAAGCCAGAAGAAUCUUCAGAUUAGGGAAGAUGUCAAAUCUGGUGUUUAUGUGGAAAAUCUGGCAGAGGAGUAUGUAUCAACAGCCAAGGAUGUGAUACAGCUGUUGUUGAAGGGACUGUCACACCGCAGAACAGGUGCAACAAGUAUAAAUGCAGAAAGUUCGCGUUCACAUAGUGUUUUCACUUGUUCCGUUGAAUCACAAUGCAAGAGCAAGUCUGAUGGCCUGAGCAGUUUGAAGACUAGUAAAAUAAAUUUAGUUGAUCUUGCUGGGUCAGAAAGGCAAAAGUUAACUGGUGCAGCUGGAGAGCGGCUGAAAGAAGCUGGCAAUAUCAAUCGAUCCCUUUCACAGUUGGGUAAUCUGAUUAACAUUCUCGCUGAAGUCUCCCAAACUGGAAAGCAAAGGCAUAUCCCAUAUAGAGACUCCAGAUUGACAUUUUUGCUUCAGGAAUCUCUUGGCGGUAAUGCAAAAAUGGCUAUGAUUUGUGCUAUUUCUCCAGCUCAAAGCUGUAAGAGUGAGACAUUUAGCACAUUGAGGUUUGCACAGCGUGCAAAGGCCAUUAAAAACAAGGCUGUUGUCAAUGAAGUUAUGCAAGAAGAUGAUGUUAACUUUUUAAGAGAAGUGAUAAGGCAACUUAAGGAUGAACUACUUCGAAUGAAGGCAAAUAGAAACCAAAGUGAUCCAAAGGAAGCAUAUGCGAACAGUUGGAAUGCACGUAGAAGCUUAAGUCUUUUGAAGAUGAGUCUCAACCAUCCAAUGGUCUUGCAUCAUUUAGAUGCUGAUGGUGACGAGGAGAUGGAAAUUGAUGAGGAGGCUGUUCAAAAACUGUGCAAUGUAGUUCGUCAACAAUCGGGUGGCCUUGAAAAUAGCCAAUGUAAGGAUGAAUGUAUUGAGAAGCCUAGCCCUGAAAUCUCAGAUGUUAGUAUGGAAGAGGUAUAUUCAGAAAUAGAUGAUAAUGAAAUCAUUGUUGAUGGUGGGAAUUUGCUGUCUGCCGAGGGGAAGGACACAAUAAAAAUAGAAAAUAAAGCUGUUAGUGAAUCGCAAUGCAAGCUAAUUGAGAAUGGUUCUGCAUUCUUGUCAUCUCCAGCUAAUAUGGCCGAUGCUGAGGCCAAAAAUAGUCCUUCAAAUGACCCCUUGGAUACACUAGUUCCUGAAGUAAAUGUUAUUCCUUGUGAUGUUUCUCCUAUUCUGCCAUCUCCCCCUAAGAGUGUUUCCCCAAGAAUUGUUAGCAGUAGCAGAAAGAGUCUAAGAACAUCAUCAAUGCUUACUGCAUCACAGAAAGACGUAGAAAACUUAAGAUUAAGCAAGAAGGAUGCUCAUGCAUCUUUGGCAAAGUCUUCUCUAAGGAACUCUCAGCUUGCUCUGACUAUUAUGUCUGGCAAUAAUGCACGUAGCUCUACUGAUCAUUUAGCAGCUAGCCUUCAUCGUGGUCUUGAGAUCAUCGAUAAUCAGCGGAAGAGUUCUGCUUUCAGGAAGUCUGCAUUCCGGUUGUCAUUCAAGCCUGCAGAGUUGAAGCCAAUUUUACCUAUUGAGAAAGUUGAUGUAGGUAUUCAAACUCUACCAGACAGUAUUGAGAUGCCAGAAAUAGAUGGAAUCAAUUAUCUUUGUAGUAAUUGCAAUAAGUCUCUUCAUGGAGAUGUGAAAGAAGCCAAUGACCCCUCAAACCUUCAGUUGGUUCCUGUGGAUAGGUCAGUGUCAGCUGAAAAGCCCAAGAACCAGGUUCCAAAGGCAGUAGAGAAGGUUCUGGCUGGAGCGAUUAGGAGAGAAAUGGCGCUUGAGGACUUCUGCUCCCGGCAAAAUUAUGAGAUUGCACAACUGAAUCGGCUGGUUCAACAAUAUAAACAUGAACGGGAAUGCAAUGCAAUUAUUAGUCAAAUGCGGGAGGAUAAAAUAAUUCGCCUUGAACACCUUAUGGAUGGUGUGUUACCUACUGAGGACUUCAUGGAAGAAGAAUUCAUAUCUAUUCGUAGAGAACAUGAGCUUCUAAAGGAAAAAUAUGAAAACCAUCCUGAAGUGUUGGAGACCAAAAUUGAGUUAAAGAGAGCACAGGAUGAGUUGGAGAAAUUGCGAAGCUUCUUUGAUAUGGGCGAGAAGGAUGUCCUAUUGGAGGAAAUUCAUGAUUUAAGGAGCCAGCUUCAAUACUACACAGAUAGUUCACCCAAGGCUUCUAGGCAACGAAAGUCUCUUUUGAAGUUGACUUACCCUUGUGAACAGAGUUUGUCUCAACCACUGAACACAAUACCAGAAUCAACUGAGGACAAUGCUGGCGAACAGGAAAGGAUUCAGUGGGCUGUUGAACAGGAAAGGAUUCGGUGGACCGAGGUGGAAAGCCAAUGGAUAUCUCUUGCCGAGGAAUUAAAAUUGGAACUUGAAUCUUGUCGUAACCAUACUGAAGACCUAGAGCGAGAACUUGAGUCAGAAAAGAAUUGCUCAGAGGAGCUAAAAGAAGCCCUUCAGUUAGCAAUGGAGGGUCAAGCACGUAUGCUUGAACAGCAUGCAGACCUUGAAGAGAAACAUAUGCAAAUGCUUGCAAGGCGUAGACAGAUGCAAGACGGAAUCGAGGAUGUUAAGAAGGCAGCUGCUAAAGCAGGUGUCAGAGGGGCAGAAUCAAAGUUUAUUAAUGCUCUUGCGGCGGAGAUUUCAGCUUUAAAAGUUGAAAGAGAAAGGGAGAGGCGGUAUUUCAGGGAUGAAAAUAAAAUGCUUCAGUCUCAACUAAGAGACACUGCAGAAGCUCUGCAGGCUGCCGGAGAAUUACUUGUACGUCUGAAAGAAGGUGAAGAAGCAGUAGCUGCUGCCGAGAAGCGUGCUGCUGUAGCAGAAGAAGAAACUGAGAAGACUCGCAAGCAAAUUGAUGAUCUAAAGAAAAAACACGAAGCUGAAAUUGAGUCAUUGAAUCAAAUUAUUGCCGACUCCCAUAUAGCAAAAGAAGAGGCCUUGCAAGGUUCUUAUCAUGCACCCAGUGUGAUCAAAUUUGACACUGAGGAGCGACAUAGUAUACCAAAAGAGGCCUUACAAGAUUCCUAUCAUGCACCCAGUAAUGCAGUCAAAUUUGACACUGAGGCGCAACACAGUGCUGGUGAUGAGCGGUGGAAAGAAGAGUUUAAGGCAUUCUAUGACAAUGGAAUAGAUGAUGAGCUAUCAUCUAAAUUCGCAGAACCUUCUUCAUGGUUCUCUGGUUAUGACAGAUGCAACAUAUAGGUAAAAAAUUCAGUGGCCUUCUCUGUAUGUAAAAUUACUAACAGUUGAUUUGUUAUAUAUUUCAAUAUAGUGUACCUGUAUUGCUUACCAAGAUUCAGUUCCAUAGGUUAGAAAUCCUCACCAUUUGUGAGGCCCAAUGUUUUUCUUACCUCUUUGGUAGUCCAAUCUCCAAUGUAUUCAAAUUGAGCUGCCUCAGCUAUAAAAUUCAAUUUUUCUUA